CCCCGCCCCGCGGAGCCCGGAUGAGGCAGGUCCGGCGGCGGCCGGCGAUGCAGCGGCUCUGACAGGGGAUGCGCCCGGGUUGUGUUGAUCAUGGACAGUGAAGAAAUUCCAACUUUCUCAAGUCCGAAGGAGGAAACUGCUUAUUGGAAAGAGCUUUCCUUGAAGUACAAACAAAGUUUCCAGGAAGCUCGGGAAGAGCUGGCUGAAUUUCAGGAGGGAAGCAGAGAACUAGAAGCGGAGUUGGAGGCCCAGCUAGUGCAGGCUGAACAAAGGAACAGAGAUUUGCAAGCAGAUAACCAAAGACUCAAAUAUGAAGUGGAAACAUUAAAGGAGAAACUGGAGCACCAAUAUGCGCAGAGUUACAAACAGGUGUCGUUGUUAGAGGAUGACCUGAGCCAGACRCGGGCCAUUAAAGAUCAGCUGCAUAAGUAUGUGAGGGAGUUGGAACAGGCCAACGACGACUUGGAGCGUGCAAAGAGAGCAACAAUAGUUUCAUUGGAAGACUUUGAACAAAGGCUCAACCAGGCUAUUGAGAGAAAUGCGUUUUUAGAAAGUGAACUGGAUGACAAGGAAUCGUUGCUAGUUUCUGUCCAGAGAUUAAAGGAUGAAGCAAGAGACUUAAGGCAAGAAUUGGCAGUACGGGAAAGGCAACAGGAAGUCACUCGAAAGUCGGCACCUAGUUCUCCAACUCUGGACUGCGAGAAGAUGGAUUCGGCUGUCCAGGCAUCUCUCUCCUUGCCAGCUACACCGGUUGGAAAAGGAUCAGAAAAUAGUUUUCCUUCCCCAAAAGCUAUACCAAAUGGGUUUGGUACCAGCCCUCUUACUCCUUCAGCUAGAAUAUCUGCRCUCAACAUUGUGGGAGAUCUCUUACGGAAAGUAGGGGCCUUAGAAUCCAAAUUAGCUGCUUGCAGGAAUUUUGCCAAGGACCAGGCGUCACGGAAAUCCUACAUUUCAGGGAAUGUUAGCAGCAGCGUGAUGAACAGCAACGGCACAAAGUACCCUCAUCCUGGACAUACAUCUUUCUUUGACAAAGGGGCRGUAAAUGGCUUCGAUCAAGGUCCCGCUGGCCUGGGCUCCUCCAGACCGUCGUCGGCACCAGGCAUGCUCCCCCUGAGCGUAUGAGCCACGGGCAGCCCACGCUCGGACUCGCAGUUGCUUUUCUGAAGCCACCACGAGCAGAAGUGCUUCUGAUUCCUGCCCAGGA
Molecule: messenger RNA, 1204 nt
Organism: Nothoprocta perdicaria
Lineage: Eukaryota; Metazoa; Chordata; Aves; Tinamiformes; Tinamidae
Gene: NDEL1
Product: nudE neurodevelopment protein 1 like 1
Exons: 9
Coding region: 91-1122 (343 amino acids)
Biological process (GO): vesicle transport along microtubule; cell migration; mitotic centrosome separation
Cellular component (GO): kinetochore; centrosome; kinesin complex
Molecular function (GO): microtubule binding
Source: RefSeq, a predicted model, not a curated record